Molecule: messenger RNA, 805 nt
Organism: Cuscuta campestris
Lineage: Eukaryota; Viridiplantae; Streptophyta; Magnoliopsida; Solanales; Convolvulaceae
Source: the annotation of a GenBank genome assembly
ACAUACCAUUCCUCUCAAAAGAAAUUUAACUUCCAUAGUCCAUACUAAUAUUGAACAGUAGUAAACUACAAUACACAGGCGGAUGCUCCGAUCCAAACUGCUUAUUACUGAUCUUACUAAUCAAAAUUAAAGUUUUCUAACCACCACUUAAUUCUGACCUUAUUAAUUUAUCUAAUUACAUUUAUAUCGAUUUCAGUCUGUAAUUUCAAUUCUGUAUAUAAGCAUCAAGCGCAUGAAAUUCCAACAGUAGAAGCAGCAGCAGCCGUGAAUCGCUCGGAGGCCGUUCGCCGCACCAACGACCUGAUCUCCGGCGACAGCGCGUCGUACUCCGGGAUCGUCGAGAGCGCCGCGCCGCGCGACGGCUCCGGAACAGGAGCGAGGUUCUGGCGCCGCUGUUUCCCGCUGCCAGCGGCGGAAUUAGUUUGUUUGUGCCGGAAAACGGAUCUGAGAAGCUUCUGGAACGAUCUCGAAAUCCUGGAAGACGAAGGCGGCGAAAUCGAUCCCUUCGCCUGAGAAGGCGGCGCCGGAAUGGUCCGGCGGCCGCGAUCGGGAAGAUGGGGCAUCGAGAGGCUUCUGGCGGAAUCGUCUACGAUUAUAGCCGAGUGGAGGUGGCGCUCGAAGGACUUGAGCUCGAAGGAGUCGUAGAGGGAGCUUCCGCAGUCCCACAUUACCGGCUUCUCCGCCGCGGCGCCGCCGUGCUCCGCACGCCUGCCUCCUUGAGAAGCUUCCAGAUGAGUAGCCUGCACCGCCAUGUUUGACGAUCGGAAGGUUUGUACACGUGGAGCAAUAAGUUUUGAAGUCCGAU